Molecule: messenger RNA, 1437 nt
Organism: Kwoniella shivajii
Lineage: Eukaryota; Fungi; Basidiomycota; Tremellomycetes; Tremellales; Cryptococcaceae
Product: protein transporter SEC61 subunit alpha
Exons: 6
Coding region: 1-1437 (478 amino acids)
Biological process (GO): SRP-dependent cotranslational protein targeting to membrane, translocation; post-translational protein targeting to membrane, translocation
Cellular component (GO): membrane; Sec61 translocon complex
Molecular function (GO): transmembrane protein transporter activity; ribosome binding; signal sequence receptor activity
Source: RefSeq, a predicted model, not a curated record
AUGGGCUUCCGCUUCCUUGAGCUCGUCCGACCUUUCGUGAGCAUCCUCCCAGAGGUUACCGCUCCUGAGAAAAAGGUCAUAUUCAACCAUAAAGUCCUCUGGACAGCAACAACACUUUUGAUCUUCUUGGUAUGCUCCCAAGUACCAUUAUACGGUAUCAUGUCUUCAGACAGUUCAGAUCCAUUGUACUGGCUCAGAGCAAUCUUAGCUUCAAAUAGAGGUACUUUGAUGGAACUUGGUAUCACUCCAAUCGUCACUUCCGGUAUGAUCAUGCAACUCCUUGCAGGUGCGCAAUUGAUCGACGUCGACUUCAGCUUAAAGGACGAUAGAGCUCUUUUCGGUGCUGCUCAAAAAUUAUUCGCCAUGAUUAUCGCUCUUGGUCAAGCUACCGUCUAUGUCCUCACUGGUCUUUACGGUUCACCUUCUUCCCUUGGUCCCGGUGUUUGUCUUCUCUUGAUCCUUCAACUUGUUUCCGCCUCUCUCAUUGUCAUUCUUCUUGAUGAGCUUCUCACCAAAGGUUACGGUCUUGGGUCUGGUAUUUCGCUUUUCAUCGCCACCAACAUCUGUGAAUCUAUCAUCUGGAAGGCAUUCUCCCCCAACACCGUUAACACCGGUCGUGGACCUGAAUUCGAAGGUGCCGUUAUCGCUCUCUUCCACCUCUUGUUCACUUGGAAUGACAAGACCAGAGCUCUCAAAGAAGCUUUCUACAGGGAACGACUCCCAAACAUCAUGAAUCUCCUCGCCACCGUAGCUGUUUUCGCUGCGGUUAUAUACCUUCAAGGAUUCAGAAUCGAGAUCCCUAUCAAAUCUUCCAAGAUGAGAGGUCAACGAGGCACAUACCCCGUCAAAUUGUUCUACACCUCCAACAUGCCUAUCAUGCUUGAAUCAGCUUUGACUUCCAACGUUUUCCUCAUCAGUCAAAUGCUUGCCUCAAGAUUCCCCAACAACUUGCUCGUCAGAUUAUUGGGUGUUUGGGAGCCUAUGGAAGACGUUCCCUCUCAACUCUCCGCCGUCUCUGGUAUCGCUUACUACAUGUCUGCCCCUCACUCCCUCACCAAGGCUAUUCAAGAUCCAUUCCACACAGUUGUUUACAUCGCUUUCAUCGUUACUGCAUGUGCUAUCUUCUCCAAGACCUGGAUUGAAGUCUCUGGAUCUGGGCCUCGGGAUGUUGCUAAACAACUCAAAGACCAAAACAUGACUCUUGCUGGACACAGGGAUGCUUCCAUUUACAAGGAGCUCAAGAGAGUUAUCCCUACUGCUGCUGCUUUCGGUGGUGCCACCCUCGGUCUUCUGUCUGUCGUUGCAGACAUGAUGGGUGCUUUGGGAAGCGGAACUGGUAUCUUGAUGGCCACCACCAUCAUUUACGGAUACUUCGAGCUCGGUGUCAAAGAGAACUCUGGCAUGGACGCUGCUGGCUUAGGUGACUUGCGUGAGUAA